AUGGUUAGCAAGGUAUUUUUUAUUUAUUGAAUUGCGGCUUUUAUAAAGGCAAAAUAUUCAGGUUACAUUAUUUUUCAUCGUCUUUGGUACGGUUUACUUUCUCGAGUCCAUAGGAGGCUUCUACAUGACCAGGUGAGCGAAAUAAAAACGAAUUUGAUAAAAUAAAAGUGAAAGUUGUGAGUUUUAAAUUUAAAAUCUAAAAUAAACUCUAUGGAGAAUCACAAUCUGUUCAAUUUUUUCUAAUCUGACAACCGAGAUGCAAACUUCGUGAAGUUCAUGCUUAUCAAUAAUAUUAAUAUUACAUUCAAAAAUUUUUUCGGGUUUCGCUUUACUGAAAUUGCUGGUAUUAUUCUGUGAACUAUAGUUUCUUGCAAUGUCUUUCAUAACAUAUUUUUGAACGCCUACUGAAAUUUGGCGUUACUCUUCAUCUGUGGUCGAUAUUUAGUGGCAAUAUGCAACUUAUUGGACAAACAAAGCCGUCCCAAAACGUUGUGGGAGUGUGUAUGUGUCGAUACAAAGUUCCUCACUAUCGCUUUGGAACGCAAAUUUUUACUUGACAAUAAGAUAAGAAUAAGCCUUUGAGUCUAGUCAUAUUUUUGAAAGACAGACACAGAAAAAUGAGGAAAAAAGUUGAAUAAUCGGCUACAAAACGUUUUCGGCGAGCUUUUCUAAGUGACAUUUUGACUGUCUAAAGUGUCAGAAGAGAGAAUAACGGGAAGCGACGCGAAAGAUAAGAAAUCAAAGAGAAAGGGACAUUAUUUUUGAAUGUUUUGGUGAAAUGAAAAAUAAUGAAGAGAGAACUUUAAUUCGAUUGUUGUGAAAAGGACGUUAUUUGUAACUUUCAUUGAAAUUAUAAUUGAGGAGAAGAAUAUGUUUUUGAAAAUAGAAUUGCCUGAAAACUCACUUUUGCGUCAAUCAUGAGACAAUUUAUUCAAAUACAUCGAAAAAAUUAAAAUUGGUGUCAAAAUUUUCAAAUUCCUAGUGCGGUCGUGUUCAUCGAGAAGCAGUUCCAAAUCCCUUCAAAACUCAGCGGAACCAUGGUUUCUGCUGGAGAUUUCGCCUACAUUCCUGUCGUCAUCUUCACAAGUUAUUUUGGAGGAAAGGUUAAUCACUUUUAUUUCUAUUCGAUUUUUCGAUAAAACUUCCAGGGCAACAGAGCCCGUUGGAUCGGCGCUGGCUGUAUUUUGAUCUCCAUCGCCAACUUCAUGAUCAGCAGCAGCAAUUUCCUGUUUCCCGUGGAGAAAUUCCACGUCAACUCAUCCUAUAUACCGCCCACGCUUGUGCAUCAAAUCAAUCGGUGAGAAAAAUUAAAAACUGCAGCUUUGAAUUCGCAAAUUAUUUAAAAACCCUUGAUUUUUUUUAAUAGGAAACUUCGAGUCUAAUUUAUUUGAAAACUCCUCGAUUAGUUUUUUUUAGAACUAAAAUCAAGAUUAAGAAAGAAACUCUUUUUUUGGAUUUUCAAACUUCAAUGAAUUAUUUAGUGAUUUGGGAAGAAGUUAGCUAAUUUAAAUUAUUCGAAACGCGACGCUUGGACCCAUUCCAAGGGCGAUCAUAAAGUUCCUACUGAGUUACACACUCAAUUCAAAAUUUAGUUUCAAAAUCUAUUCCAGAGUUCAUGAAAAUUUAUAUAAUUGAGUGUUACAAACAUCUCUUCAAACAUUCCAUGAUUCAACAGUUACAAAAUUACUGUGAAAAGUGAAUAAACGCUAAACUUUAUAUAGAAAUAAUUUUUUCAUUCAAAAUAUCUUUUUUUUUUCAAAUAUUGUUCAUUGCUUUUGAGUGACUUGAUCGGAAGUGCUAACGACUCCCUCUGGCUUGAAGAAGUCCAUUCAACAAUUGAUCCGCAGAAUCGGGUUGUCUCAAACUAUGUGAGUUAUGGAACUCCCGAAAGUAGGAAAUAGAAGGAAGUUUAGGAAGGAGACGAACGCCAUGACCUGUUGAAAAAGUACAUUUCUUAUUGUCACUCCAACAAAGGAUCGGAUAUUUGCCAAAAGCUGGAGGUUCUAAAAUGUUGAAAAAUACAGAAAUAAUGUAUCUCUCAGUACUACAUGGGUCAAAGGAACGUCGUUAGUGAGCUUGACGUUUCUCAUGUGAGAUUACUCACGAGCUUGCCCUACGCGUUCUGUCACUCCAUUCUCAACACCAUUCGAUCUGAUGUUAGUUUUCCUUCUGAAGAACUCGAGCUAUCAAUAAUAUUUGAGCACAAAGCGGACGAAUGCAAAAGGGACCAGUCUUCUUUGGGUCCAUUCAUGAUGAUUUUCGGAGGCCUUCUUGUUCUUGGAGUUGGCCGGUUGGGAUUUGAACUUAUGGUCCUCUCAAGGCUAGAUUGAAGAAGAUCAUAGCUCAUUCUGAGAUCUUUUCUUCUGAAAAUCCAACAAUUCUCAAAUUAUCUGCUCGAGAAUUCUCAAAUUAUCUGCUAUCUACACUGUCUACAGUUAUCUUGUUCAAGAAGUCAAAUCUUUGAAAAAAGUAUUUUUUAUCUUGAGAAAAUCUUGGAAGUUGAUAACUGAAGCGUUUGCGUUCCGUUAAAAUUAAUGUACGAGGAAGGAAAAUUUAAGAUUAUUUCUGGUCGUUAGAAACCUUGUUGAUGUUAUAGAACCAUGCCGUUUUCCCUGGGCCUUCCACUGAUGGACGACAACGUCAAGAGAAAGAAUCUCCCCCUUUACUUCUGUAAUAUAAACCUUCUUAUCAAAAUAUCAAAGAAGUUUCCAGCUUUCAUGUUCUUUGUCAAAAUUCUCGGUCCAGUCAUUGGUCUCUUGGUCGGCGGUCAACUCAACAAAAUCUACUACGAUUUCAAUCGUAAUAGCCCAUUUUUUGAUUAAAAUACAAAUUUUUUGAGCUCCUCAUGGUCUUACUCCCCUUGAUCCAAUGUGGAUUGGCUGCUGGUGGCUGGGAUUCCUCAUUUUCGGGUAGAAGACUCAAAAAAAAGUCCAACGAAAAGAACUAUUUCAGAGCUUUACUGUUCGGACCUUCUUUGGCGCUCUACUUCUUCCCCUCGGAUGAUCUGGAUCUUGGAAAAGAAGGAGCCGAAGAGAAGCUCCUGGAUAACGGAGAAGUUGUGGUGAAAAGGCCUCAAAGAUUGAAUCUCGUGGAUCGACAUGUCCGCAAAACUUCCGAUGGAAAGGUCCAUAUGCCGGUUGGCGCUGGAGAAAAGGCAACAGGUACUCGAAUUGCUCAGAGAAACUAUCGAUAAACCAAUAAAACAGAGUUUUUCACUACGGUCAGCGAGCUGUUCCGCAACAAAAUUUUCAUCGGAGCCAUGCUUGGCCGGAUUGUUGACGUCCUCGCCUUCAAGGGGUAGGAAUCAGCCGUUUUGAUUCAAGUUUCAAUAUUGAACUUUCUUCAGAUACUUUGUAUUCCUCGGAAAAUACUUGGAACUGCAAUUCGGCGUACCGCAGUUCAGGAUUCAACGAUACCUAGGUAUUUCGAAAAAAAUGAUGUUUUCAUUGAGAAAGUAUGGGCAUGUGUUUCAUGGAACUUUACCAUUUAACUAAAAAGACCCUCCGAUUAAUUCGAAAUUUGGGCUCGGACGAUCAUAUCGUAGCUUUUCUUUCCAAAGGAACUGGAUAAAAAAACUGACAUGUAAGAAGUCUUCGCAUUCAGCUUCAACUGGAAUCGUUGGAUUUGCCAUUGGCGUGAUCCUGGGAAGUAUCUCGAUGAAAAAGUUCCGAUUGGAAGGUUCUUUUUUUUCUGAUUCUAUAAAUCAAGUUUGCUAUCAGGAAGAAAAGCAGCCGGCUGGGUCGCUAUUUGCAGUUUGGUUGCCGCGUCUUUGUCUUUUGUAAACUCAACGGUUGGCUGCAAAUCUGUCAUAGGACUGAUGGGAGACCAGGCCAUGUGAGACAUCCUAAACUGAUGAAAAAACAAAAGUUUGUCAAUUUAGCGCCAAAAACUUCACGUUCGACACUUGCCGAGAUGACUGCGGGUGUGAAGGAAUGCCGUUCUACCCAGUUUGCAACAAGGCGUUAGUGAAGUAGAAAAAAUAUCCUUGAAACAAGGAAUUUUCAGAGGCGACGUCUUCUAUUCUCCGUGCCACGCCGGCUGUCCAAUGGGUUGGAAGAAUUACAGCAUUUUCGAUAAUACCAACAAUCCGAGUGAAACACUGGCGAGUCUUAAAACUAAAACUUCGAAAUUUCACGUAAGUUUCCAGAUUUUUGAAAACUGCGAGUGCGCCAACCACGGAAUUCAAGAAGUCAGUCGCACAUUCUGUCGAAUUGGUUCGUGUAACUAAUUGGAUAUCAAAGCUAUUAUCAAAGUUCAGAAGAGUGUGAGGAGCGGUUCAACCGAUUCUUCAUGAACCAAGCCAUGACAGCAGUUUUCGGAGGUCUGUCCGUGGUUCCAGGAAUGCUCAUCGUACUGAGGUUACUCUCUUCAGAAUUUAAGUCAACUUGGAUGUUUUCAGAGCAGUUCCGCCAGAGCACCGAAGUAUCUCCUUGGGUUUCAAUGGUUUCCUCGUCAGUUUAUUUGGUAAAUGAUUCAAACCUUUGUCUAUAAAAAUUAUUUUACAGCCACGCUUCCUUCGCCCAUCCUGUGGGGUAAGAUCUUCGACAUGAGUUGCCUGAUGUGGCAGACGUCCUGUGACAAGAAAGGCUCAUGCUCCAUCUACGACACUGACGAGCUUCGAGUUAGGUGAGUCUUUUACCGACAAUGGCUCGGAAAAAAAUGAGUCUUCAGACUACACAUCAUCUACGGUUGCUUGCGCCUAUUCUCUUUGCUUUCCGACAUUUGGGUCUUCAUCUGGGCCAAAGGGUUGAAACUCAUCGACGAGGACGAUUCCAAGAAGAUAGACCAGAAACCAAUAACUAUUGAGAAAGAAAAAGAACACCCCGAAACCGAAGAAGUUUCCGCCGUCGCUGAUCGAGUAGAAAAAGUCGCUCAAGAUUUAGACACAUUGAUAGAUCGCCGAGGAUCUUAG
Molecule: messenger RNA, 4912 nt
Organism: Caenorhabditis auriculariae
Lineage: Eukaryota; Metazoa; Nematoda; Chromadorea; Rhabditida; Rhabditidae
Source: the annotation of a GenBank genome assembly